AUGACACACCUCGAUCUUUUCUUGCAAAAGGGCCCGUUGAGUGGGAAUGUGGUGCCCGGCCUGGAAGAAUUGCGCCGCAUCGUUCUGCUCGACGGCAUCCCUUCCAAUAACGAUGGCAUGUCCGAGCUACGUAUUUACAUCUGGCUUAUCCUGCUGAACGCGCCGCCGCUGAGAACGAACGUCUACCUCGAUCUCGUGGGCCAAGGAGCGUCUCCGGCCUACUCGAAAAUCCGCGACGACACGUUUCGCACUCUAACCACCGACCCGCUCUUCCGGAGGCGCGUGUCGGAAAAUAGUCUCACGCGCGUGCUCAACGCCAUAGCAUGGAAGCUGCACGACGCCAAUGAGGCGAGGGUGAAUGGCUGGAUGUCGCCGCCGACGCUGGACGUGCCUCGCAGCCUCGACGGCACGAGCGACAUCUUCCACUCGCCUAAUUCCGUCAGCGGAAGGAAUGCUGGAGCAGGCUCGGUUAUGGGGACUGAAGGCUCCGAAGCAGGCGAUGUCCCCUCUGUAGCCCUUGGAAGUGUUGGCUAUGUGCAGGGCAUGAACGUCAUGGCCGCGCCGUUUCUGUACACUGCGAAAAGCGAGGUGGAGGCUUUUGCCGCCUUCGAUCGCUACAUCAACAACGAGUGUCCCGGUUACGUCAGAGGGAGUAUGGAGGGUGUGCACAAAGGUGUCGCUCUCGUGGAUCAAAUCCUCGGCAUCGUCGAUCCCAAGCUGGCAGCCCAUCUGCAAUCCAAAGGCAUGAAGGCGGAAAUCUAUGCAUUCCCCAGCGUGCUCACCCUCUGCGCAUGCACUCCACCACUGCCGGAAGUGCUACGAUUGUGGGACUUUCUUUUCGCCUACGGCUCGCAUCUCAACUUGCUCUGUAUUGUAUCGCAGCUUGUGUUGAUGCGGGAUCAGCUGUUCAACAGCCAGAGCCCAAAGCCUGAUUUCAAGCCAUUGAGAGCGCAGCAAGUCAUCGAUCUCACAGUCAACUUUGCGCGAAAAAUCCCGAACGAGCUGUACGAACAAAUGCUCGUCCAUGCUAAAUGA
Molecule: messenger RNA, 1035 nt
Organism: Neohortaea acidophila
Lineage: Eukaryota; Fungi; Ascomycota; Dothideomycetes; Mycosphaerellales; Teratosphaeriaceae
Product: rab-GTPase-TBC domain-containing protein
Exons: 3
Coding region: 1-1035 (344 amino acids)
Biological process (GO): activation of GTPase activity; negative regulation of septation initiation signaling
Cellular component (GO): mitotic spindle pole body
Molecular function (GO): GTPase activator activity
Source: RefSeq, a predicted model, not a curated record